GGUAAUCAGUGUUACGUAUGAAGUUAGCGACUGAGGUUAUAAUUGACAUUUUCGUCAAAAUAGGAUUUUUGACGUUCCCAACGAAAAUAGAAACCGUCUUGACGUCUAGAUUAUCGAUUUUUGCGUAUCAAUGGUAUCUAAAUUGUUUGUUUUAUGCGAUUUAACAAGCACUAACUUGUGCCUUUAUCUACGUAACUUUGUCCACGAUCUUAGAAACGAAGGUAUGAAACACAAAAGGAUGUCUUUGCUUUAAAAAAAAUCUUACUUGAAAUAUAAAAAUCCACCACCAAAAAAAUAAAAAAAAAAUGUUUAAAAAUUCAUGACAAACAAAAGUUAAACUAAAACUUUAACAAGACGUAAAGUGCUCCUUUUCAAAAGCAAAUAAUACAAACUUUAAUUGCUUAUAAAAAAUGCUAACAAUGAAUGACAACUCCGAACAAAAAUGGAUCUGUGAAUAUUGUACCUACGCAAAUUAUCCAUCAUCCCUUAAAUGUACCAUGUGUCGAGGCCCCAAACCUUUCCUUAGCGAAAAUAUUUACAAAUUAAAUGAUGAAAAGACGCAUCAUUCAUCAUCAAAUACGCAUACAGGGACGUCUGCAAGUAGUUGUGAACGUCUUGCGUUAAGAAAUUCGUGGUCCUGCGAAACCUGUACUUACAUCAAUCACUCCAGGGACAGUGUUUGUAUACAAUGUGGGUCUCAAGCGCCCAUUUCCACCAACAACAUCCAAGAACACGUUCAACCAUUAAAAAUAAGUCAACAUUCUGAUGUGGCUCAGUCACUAUCAAGAUCUCGUAAUAACAGUCCCCCAGCAAGUAUAAUCAACAUAGAAAACUCAAAAAAAGCCCCUCCAAAUUCCAAAUGGAGCUGUCCUACUUGUACCUAUGAGAAUUGGCCAAAAUCUUCAAAAUGCGCAAUGUGCGGAACUAUUACCAACAAUCAUCAACCAGAAAAAGAACCUAUAAUAGAACCAUCAGAAAAUGAGGAUGAUCGUUUUCGAGCUUCCCCAAAUAUUUUAGACACAUCACCAAGUCCCAUUAAUAAUCCCAAUAAUUGUGAUUAUGAACGUAAAAUACGAAACUUGCGUCGUAAAGCCGAUUGGAAUUGGUUAAACGCUUGUAUAGGGAUCAUUGAAGGCGAUCCAAAUCCCGUUGAGGCAUACUUAUCCUCCGGGGGAGAUCCCGCGAGGACUUUAACCGCUUCCGAAGUCGCUAUAUUAAACAGAUCAUCAGCCUUUGAUGUGGGACACACGUUAGUUCAUCUGGCGAUAAGGUUUCAACGUGAAGAUAUGCUCGCUAUUCUUCUCUCGCAAAUUGAAGGUUCCGGUUCGGGGGUAAAACGAGUACCUAGUUAUGUAGCACCUGAUUUAGCCGCGGAUAUACGAAGACAUGUUACGUCGACGAUUCGACAACGUAAAGGCAGCUUUGCUUGUAAUUUUGUUACAGAAUUAACUACAUUUUCAUUACCAGCAGAAAUCGAAUUAUUGCCAACACCAGUUCAAGAACAACUUUUCACUGAACUCUUGGACAAAGACGCCCAGGAACAAUUAGAAUCUGAACCAGCGGUUAUAAAUUGGUCCCUAGAAUUAACAGUUAGAUUGGGUUCGAGAUUAUAUGCGUUAUGGAAUCGUUCGGCCGGCGAUUGUCUUUUAGAUUCAGUGAUGCAGGCCACUUGGGGUGUUUUCGAUCGUGACAAUACCUUACGACGGGCGUUGGCCGAAAGUUUGAGUCAAGGUGGACACAUGUUUUAUCCCCGAUGGAAGGAAUAUGAAGCCUCUCAAGCCUCAUUUCUACAAUACUCAUUAGAAGAGGGACAAUGGGAAGAAGACUGGACAAGUUUAUUGUCUCUGGCGAGUCAACCAGGUACAAGUUUAGAGCAAUUACACGUUUUUGCGUUGGCGCAUAUUCUGAGACGUCCCAUUAUUGUGUAUGGGGUAAAAUAUGUGAAGAGUUUUAGGGGUGAAGCUUUGGGUUAUGCAAGAUUUGAAGGUGUUUAUCUGCCUUUAUUAUGGGAUCAAACCUUCUGCAUUCGAACGCCAAUAGCUUUAGGUUACACUCGGGGACACUUUUCUGCCCUUGUUUCAAUCGAGCCAUGUUCUUCAUCUGUGCUCAAUUCGCGACAGAACACGCAACAUUCGAAUAACAUUGGAAGUGAUCAGCUACACAGUACCUAUCUUCCUUUAGUUGAUAGAGACAGAAAAUUGUUACCUAUUCAUUUUCUAGUUGAAUCUGAGCUUGGUAGAGAAGAAACCAUCUUAAGACAAUGGUUGGAUGUAUGUGAAACUGAAGGUGGAAUUUUGGUAGCUCAACAGUUUUUGCAUAAAAGGCCGCUUUUAGUGGCUCAAAUGGUGGAAGAGUGGUUGAACCAUUAUAGGCGGUUAAUGCAAAUGACUACAGCACCUUUUGUACGUCCGAUACCAAUUCAAGAUUAUUCUAGUGAAGGGGAUACAGAUGAUGAAUAACGCAGACUCAACCCUCUUAGGCUUGGUGGAGGCCACCCGAAAUAGUCUCAUUUAUUAUUAUUUUAUUAUACAUUUCAUUUCUCAAAGAAUGUUACAAACUACUUACAGAUGUUCUGGUAUAUAAAAAAUGAGUUUUUAAAACGGGGUUUAAGGAGUAAUAAUCGGUAGCUUAAUACAGGGUGAUUUACGAAAGAAUCUGUUUGGAAUCGAUUAUUUUACUCAUAAUACAACAACAAUUAUCUUUACUCGAGUUUUUUCAUGUUUUGAUAGUUGAUUUAAUAGGUAUUUUGUUGUUUAAUUAUUAUUAUUUUGCUUGCAAUUUUGCAUUUUUCUUUUUGUUGUUUUCAUUGAAAAAUUAUAAACUGUUAUAAUUAUAAAAUUUGGUUUUAGUUGGUUUUUGAAUAGUCUUAGGAAAAAAGAUGUGAGUGCAAUAAUUCAAAAUAAAAUGCGUCACCCUGUA
Onthophagus taurus is the source of this 2919-nucleotide messenger RNA. It is a transcript of the gene trbd, whose product is annotated as ubiquitin thioesterase trabid. Lineage: Eukaryota; Metazoa; Arthropoda; Insecta; Coleoptera; Scarabaeidae. Gene Ontology annotation, cellular component: cytoplasm; nucleus. Gene Ontology annotation, molecular function: cysteine-type deubiquitinase activity; K63-linked polyubiquitin modification-dependent protein binding. Gene Ontology annotation, biological process: protein K33-linked deubiquitination; cell migration; protein deubiquitination involved in ubiquitin-dependent protein catabolic process. The record is from RefSeq and is a predicted model, not a curated record.